Rhododendron vialii is the source of this 2136-nucleotide messenger RNA. Its product is annotated as putative pentatricopeptide repeat-containing protein At5g52630. The record is from RefSeq and is a predicted model, not a curated record. Gene Ontology annotation, molecular function: zinc ion binding; RNA binding; protein binding. Gene Ontology annotation, biological process: RNA modification. NCBI's taxonomy places the organism in Eukaryota, Viridiplantae, Streptophyta, Magnoliopsida, Ericales, Ericaceae. The transcript has a single exon. Bases 1 to 1824 code for a protein of 607 amino acids.
AUGCUUCAUCCCCUUCCUCUAAAGACUACCCACCAACAAACCCAACUGCAGAUUCCAUUGAAUAACCGAUUGAGUAACCAAUUCAUUUUUGAACAAAACUACAGAAACAUCUCCAACCUCCUCCUCUCUCUAACCCGAUCAAGAACCCUCCCCAAGGGCCUCCAAGUCCACGCCCACAUCAUCAAAACCGGAUUCCAAGCAAUCCCGCUGAUUUCCCACUACCUUAUCAACUUCUAUUCGAAAACCCAGCUCCCACUAGACUCCCAACGAGUUUUCGAAGAGACCCAAGUGAAGUCUUCCACCUCUUGGAGCUCUGUCAUUUCUUGUUUCGCGCAGAAUGAGCUUCCUUGUUUCGCCAUCGAGUUCUUUCGCCGAAUGCUUGGUUUCGGUGUUAGGCCCGACGACCGUAUAUUCCCCAGCACCAUGAAAGCUUCCGGGAUGCUUUCGUGGCGUGAGUUUGGGAGAUCGGUUCAUUGUCUUGCUUUGAAAACUGGGUUUGAUGCGGAUGUGUUUGUGGGGAGUUCUGUUGUUGAUAUGUAUGCAAAAUGCGGGGAGAUUAGAGAUGCAAGGACAGUGUUUGAUGGAAUGCCGGUGAGAAAUGUGGUUUCUUGGGGUGGCAUGAUAUGUGGGUAUACUCAAUUGGGUGAGGAUGAGGAGGCAUUGAGGCUGUUUAAACAAGCAUUGUGGGAGGGUUUGGAUGUUAAUGAUUUCACUUUUUCAAGUGUAAUACGGGUUUGUGGCAAUUCUACUCUUCUUGAAUUGGGAAAGCAAAUACACGGUUUGUGCUUGAAGACGAGCUAUGAUUCAUCGAGCUUUGUGGGUAGUUCUCUGGUUGCUUUGUACUCCAAGUGCGGAGUAAUUGAAGGAGCUUACCAGGUUUUCGAAGAGAUACCAGAAAGGAACCUAGGCAUGUGGAAUGCAAUGCUUAUUGCCUGUGCUCAGCAUGCACACAUAGAAAAAGCGUUUGAUUUGUUCAAACAGAUGGAAAGUGUGUGUAUGAAACCGAAUUUCAUAACUUUCUUGUGUGUUCUAUAUGCUUGUAGCCACGCGGGACUCGUUGAAGAGGGGAAGCAUUACUUUGAGCUAAUGAAGGUGUAUGGGAUUGAGCCAGGGGAUCAGCAUUAUGCUUCCAUGGUGGAUUUGCUUGGGCGUGCUGGGAGAUUACAGGAUGCAGUUUCAAUUAUCAAUGAAAUGCCCAUAAAACCAACAGAAUCAGUGUGGGGAGCUUUAUUGACUAGUUGUCGAAUUCAUAAGGAUACAGAAUUGGCAGUUUAUGCAGCGAAUAGGGUUUUUGAGUUGGGUCAGGUGAGCUCAGGGAUGCACUUGCUAUUGGCUAAUGCUUAUGCCGCUGCUGGAAGAUAUGAGGAUGCAGCCAAAGCUAGGAAAAUGCUGAGGGACAGAGGGGUGAAGAAGGAAACAGGUUUAAGUUGGGUUGAGCAGGGAAAUUGUGUUCAUACAUUUGCCGCAGGGGAUAGGCGUCACCCAAUAUCCUGUGAAAUUUAUCAGAAGUUGAAGGUAUUGGGGGAAGAAAUGGAGCGUGCCGGUUAUGUUGCGGAUACCAGUUUUGUGCUGCGAGAAGUGGAUAGUGAUGAGAAGAAUCAGGCAAUUAGAUAUCAUAGCGAAAGACUGGCCAUUGCAUUUGGGCUCAUUACUUUUCCACCCGAAAGGCCGAUUCGAGUGAUGAAGAACUUGCGUGUGUGUGGUGAUUGUCACACUGCAAUAAAAUUUAUGUCCAUGUGCACUGGGAGAGUAAUUAUUGUGAGGGAUAACAAUCGAUUUCAUCGAUUUGAGGAUGGGAAAUGCUCAUGUGGUGACUAUUGGUGAUUUAAUUGUGGGAAUAUGAUCACUUGGACCAAUUUCUGUUUGACUAGGAAAUUAGAAAAGAAACACCUGUUGGAACCAUCAAUGGUUCGGUCGUUUCGACUCCAACACAUUCGUGCACUUGGACCAAUUUUUGCCGAUAGGAAUUUUUUGAAGGAAACACUUGUGCAAGUUUGUAACCAAUAAUGAUUCGACUGUAACAAAUUCGUGCAAUUGAACAGUUUUGGCGCAAAAUGUUCGUGUAAGAUUCAGAAAAGGAAGUUCGUUCAUUAAGUCUCCAAUUCACAAUGUUAUAAGAACUUUCCUUGGCCUGUA